UAAUUGUAACAUCCCUGAUGCGCAAAAACGAAAUUUCCUCACAAACCGUUCGUUUGUUCGAAAAAUAGUUCAGUCCGAGAUACGCGUAUCAAAAACAUAAAAACCGAGUGCGGAGUGUCUGGACAAUUUGUUUUUUUUUUCUUCUCUGGAUAAAACCAACAUGCAAUUUUGCCAAAUAGUUCUUUUAUUCGGUACGGUUACCGCCUAUGGGUCCGAUCCCAAGAAAAUUGACGAGAGGAUAAGGGGCAUACAAGCGGACACUGUAGAAUUGGUUGAAAUUUGGUCCAACGAGAUUGGACGUAAACUAACUGAGUUAAGUGUAACAAUGACUAGACAAGAAGAAGUUUUCCAGAGUUUUAGCCAACUUCAAAAUCAUUUAUAUACAAUUGACGGCGAGGUACUCACUGAUGAAGUAGCUUCAGACAUUAGCAGUUUUAUGCAGGACAAAGUCCAUGCUGUACAAAGAAUUGCAGAAUAUGCGGAAUUCCUUUCCAAGUAUCGCAAAGACGAUGAAGCUUACAAAAACGAAACUCGAGACAAAUAUUUUUAUUAUGAUGCGGAUGAAUUUGAACAUACAGAAGAAAAUAUAACAAGGACAUUGGAAAUUGUUGAAGAUGUUUUUUUGAUGGAAUGUCAUUGGUGGUGCACACAAAAAAACCUCUCAUUGGAAUUAAGCUUCAACAUGUUUACGUCACCGGGAAAUUUAAAGGAUUUAUUUGAAAAACGAGACUAUUACGAAAACGAAGAAUUUUCUUGCGACUGCGACAAUCUUCUAGACAUUUUAAGAAAAAACGACACUUAUGCCAAUUUGCCAAUGAACUAUAAUUUCCAUUUCGACGAAAGGGUGAAUUUGAAUGUCAGCGUUGUAAAAGUUGCAACGAAUAUUUACGAAAGAGAUAUGUCAGUCUUAGAAGGCAUAAGAUGGUCCGAGGCCUUGGAUUUGGUCUUCAAAAAAAACCUGCACAAAGAUCCUGAUUUGGUUUGGCAAUAUUUUGCAAGCCCUGCAGGAUUUAUGCGACAUUAUCCUGCUGUUAAAUGGUCGGAAGAGCGGUAUUAUCAAACCUACGAUUUCCGUACAAGAUCCUGGUUUACUGAAGCUAUGACUUCGCCUAAAGAUAUUAUUAUUCUAUUGGACAGAUCUGGUUCGAUGCGAGGCAAAAAAAAGGAGUUAUCCUUCCAAAUCGUUAAUGAUAUUUUGGAUACGUUGAAUGAUAACGAUUUCGUUAAUAUUUAUACGUUCAACAAUGUUACUUUGCCGCUUGUUGAUUGUUUCAACGAUACACUUUUUCAAGCUAACGAAGAAAAUUUGAGACUUUUAAGAGAACAUUUACCCACAUACGAUAUGAUUUACGCUGCAGACAUUUCAAUAGGAUUAAAAAAAGCCUUUGAGAUUCUUGCCCAUUUUCGUCGAACAAACUUAAGUGCAAAUUGUAAUCAAGCAAUAAUGCUGAUAACAGAAGGCCUAGACUAUCCGUACAACGUAAGCAUUUUUAACGAAUCCAACUGGAUGCAAAAUUUCCCAGUAAGGAUUUUCACUUACUCCUUAAGCACAGAAAAAGAGGACGAAAAGCAAAUGGAGUUUAUAGCCUGCUCAAACAUGGGCUAUUACGUCAACGUAACCAUUAGGCCAGACAUAAGAGAGAAAAUCCUCAAAUACCUCAAAGUAAUGUCCAGGCCUAUAAACUUUUGCUACCACGACAAACAAACUCCCAUAUGGAGUUACUUGUAUGUGGAUUUGGCCGAUAGGAGGUUGUCGAAUUGGUUGUGGACCAAAUUCGAAGGUAUAAGGCAACGUGAGGUAUUUUUGGAUCACGUUAAAAGACGAGUGGAUAGAUUACAGUUGAGGCAUUCCAGUUUAAAUCACAUGCUGCUGCAAGAAACUCACGAGUAUGAGAAAUACGAGGAGAAAGAUAAUUACAAGUAUAUGACGACGGUUUCGUUGCCGGUCUAUGGUCGUAGAGAAGAUGAGUACAACAUUAUUGGAGUAGCCGGAGUUGACGUUCCCAUUAGUUCAUUUAGAGCAAGAAUUCCACACGACAAAAUUGGUGUAAACGGUUACGCAUUUAUAAUUACAAACAAUGGGUACAUUUUGAUGCAUCCCGAUCAUCGUACAGAGUUCGAAUAUAUCCUAAAACCAACUUUCAAUAGAGUGGACAUUUUGGAAACUGAAAUAUUAGACGACAACAACGAACCGCGAAUAUUUGGUGACGAUAUUGUAAAACUUCGAGAACGUAUGCUUAAAAGAAUCGGAAAUCAGGCAAAGCUAAACAUCAAACAUACUUUGGACGAUAUGAAACGCAUCAUACGUACAACAAGUAAUUACUAUUACACCGAAAUAGGCCCUUUCACCUUAUGCAUAGUCUUACCCGAAAAAUACGGGCACGUAAAAGUGAAUAAAACUCAAGCCGGUUCAUUACACGACCCCGAUCCAAAGUUUCUUUUGAAUCUGGAAAAUUGGGCCGUACAUCCCGAAUGGAUUUAUUGCAAAAAUUGCGAACACAUGAGACCUUUGGAAAGAAUCGAGCAUGCCUAUUAUCAACCUGAUUACAGAACUCCUUUAUACUAUGAGCUUAUGUUUGACCUAAAUAAAACUGCCUGGUUUGAAAAACCAAUACCUCGUGAUGAUAGGUUUGUAGAGCCUUAUUACGUGCACAAAGUUUUCGUUUCUACAAGUUCAGGCUUGACCAAAUGGAAAAUAUUUAAUUCAGCGAUUUACCAAAACAUCUACGGAGAAGAAGAACAGGCUAACGAUAGAUCAAUAGACGAAGAUUGGUACCAAAGAACUGUGGAAGAAAAUUUCAAAAACGAAGAUAUGUUCAUUUAUUCUGUGCCAUUUGAAAUAUCAGGCUAUGAAAAUAACACCAUGAUAAGAGGAACCAAGGCAAUUUUUGUUGAGAAGAAUAACAUGAAAAUACCUGUGGCUGUAGUUGGUUUGGAAUUUAAUCACCAGGCAAUGUACAAAUUGUAUAACAGUAUUACGACAAAAUCUAGAGGACGUAAAGGCGACAAGAAAAUCACCUGCGAAUCAGACUAUUUGAAUUGUUUCAUACUCGACAAUAACGCCUACAUCAUAUUGAGUGAUGAAAUCGAAUACACCGGCCGUUUCAUAGGCGACAUUCGCCCUGACAUUAUGUACUAUCUAGUCAAAGAAAAGGUUUUUGAAUCAACCAGAAUGUUCGAUUACCAGGCAACAUGUCAAUUCAGCCCGCCCGAAGCUCCAGAUCCCGAAGACAUGAGUUGCAUCAAAAAGAAAAACAGUUCAACUAAAAUUAAGAAUCUUUUUGCAGUGAUAUUACAAAAUUUGCUGCAAAUUUUUGAGUGGGCUUUAAGUUAUGUUUACGCAGCAAACGAGCAAGUUUUGAAGGAAGAAACUGAAAAUUUUAAAAGAUUGGCAGUCAAAAAAACCGUACCAACACCUUGCGACCGAGAAUUUUGGCUUUUCACUUUACAAGAUGGAUUCAGGUCUAGUUUUUACAACAAUGACACAACCAAAUUUUAUUGUAACUGGCCUUAUGUAGUUAAAAAAAUCCCAAAUAGCAACUUAAUAUUUCUGGCAAUAUUUGCCAAGUGCUCCAUGACCACUUCCAACUCUUACCCCCACACUCCAGAACCGACUCAAAUUAUUUAUUGGUCCAAAAACGUUACUGUUUCAUUGCCUUGCUACAUCGCCACUAUGAAUAACUAUACAAGGGAACCUUACAUGAAAUGCUACAAAAGAGACGAAAGGGAGGAUAAAUUGAAUACUAUGGACAAACAAUAUUGUGGACAUACGUGGAAGUGAUAUUUUAAUUAGACAAAAAUAAAAUAGAACCAGACCUUUAUUAUUGUUAUCAGAAUGUUACUAAUGUAUAAUAAACUACUUUCCAAGCUUAAUACUGUGUCACACAAUAAAAAUAAAGUUUGAAGCAGAAUAAUUGUGUUUUUUUCUCACCGAGAUUCCUUAUUAUUAGUAUUAACAAAUCAAAUAAAUAUUUGUAUAAAAAUAAAUUUAUAUAAUACCUAUGCCAUGAACAACCAUUCAAUAUAAUUAUUAUUAUUGCACUUUUUGGUGAUAGCAACUGAAAUAAAAAGUUAUUUAGGCCUGUCAAAAUUUAGGAGCUCUUUCAUGCGUUCGACGCACAGUUUUGAACCUUCAUGGGCAUCUUUUGAUAUCUAAAGUUUUGAUUGUAUAUUACUUUUUUACAUAUUUACUGCUACUUUACUUACCAAAGAAAAAUUCAAAAAUCCAUGAGGAAGUCCUUCAAGAAUAUCCAAAGUGACAUUAUUACCAACUGCCUUAAGUCGUC
Messenger RNA from Ceutorhynchus assimilis (cabbage seed weevil), 4286 nucleotides. The record is from the annotation of a GenBank genome assembly. Lineage: Eukaryota; Metazoa; Arthropoda; Insecta; Coleoptera; Curculionidae.